Molecule: messenger RNA, 1809 nt
Organism: Plenodomus lingam JN3
Lineage: Eukaryota; Fungi; Ascomycota; Dothideomycetes; Pleosporales; Leptosphaeriaceae
Molecular function (GO): palmitoyltransferase activity
Source: RefSeq, a predicted model, not a curated record
AUGGCCACGCUGGGCUCGCCCUCCUCCCCGUCCUCUCCUUCGCGAACCAUGCGCCGCCGCGGCUGGGCUAGGAAAGUCGAGCGAUACUGCUGCACCGCCCUCACCUAUUUCCCGCUGCUCUUCGUCUACGGCCUGACCUCGUGGGCCGUCUGGGUCGAGGCAGGCAUCGGCUUCGUCCCUUCCAAGAAUGUCUGGACUGGCAAGUUCUCGUCCGCCCUCGGCAUCUUCUUCUACCUCAUGCUCAACUGGAGCUACACAACCGCCGUCUUCACCGAUCCCGGGUCGCCGCUCCAUGUCAACAAUGGCUACAGCCACUUGCCAACCCAAGAAGGAGGCGGAAUCCAAUACACUUCCUUCACCGUCAAGGCCUCGACAGGCGAACUGAGGUUCUGCAACAAGUGCCAGUCCAAGAAGCCUGAUCGCUCCCAUCAUUGCUCCUCUUGCAAGCGCUGCGUUCUGAAAAUGGACCACCAUUGCCCAUGGUUGGCCACGUGCGUGGGCCUGCGCAACUACAAGCCCUUUGUCCUCUUUCUCGUCUACCUCACCUUCUUCUGUUGGACAUGUUUUGCAGCUUCCUCGACAUGGGUCUGGAGCGAGAUCCUCAGCGACGGACAAUACACCGAGUCUUUUAUGCCCGUCAACUACGUCCUGCUCGCAGUGCUUUCUGGAAUCAUUGGCCUUGUCAUCACAGGCUUCACCGCAUGGCAUCUGUGGCUCACCGUCAAGGGACAGACCACGAUUGAGAGUUUGGAGAAGACGCGCUACAUGUCGCCGCUGAGGAAUAGCAUGAAGCAGAGUCUAAACGACCGCACCUAUCUCGAUGCCCAGGCGAAUGGGCGUCUGAGCAUCAGCGACCAAAUACGCGACAUCCACGCCAACGUUCUACCAGGCGUCACCAGACCCGAAGAAGGCGAAGUUCCCUCCAGAAGCACAUCUCGCUCGCCACGGCCUGAUGAAGCCCCCAGGAGCAACGGCUAUGCACACCCCAAUCAGCAAUCCUACGAAUGGCGUGAACGCCAACUAAACCAAAGCCGCUACGAUUCCUACCUCGACGAGCGCGACAACGAACAACUUCCCAACGCGUUCGACCUCGGCUGGAAACGCAACCUCAUGCACGUCUUCGGCCCAUCACCCCUCUGCUGGCUCGUCCCCAUCAUCAACACCACAGGCGACGGCUGGUCCUGGGAGCCAAGCUCGAAAUGGCUAGCAGCGCGCGAACGCAUAAAGCGUGAGCGUGAACACGAAGAGCGUAUCCAAAAGCAGCGUGAGCGUGCUGCAGGCUGGGGCGUCGAUUCUCCUACUGAACCUGAGUUUAGGCGUCCGAUGCGUGGACCAGGUGGUUGGCAUCCCGGCCAGUAUAGCCAACCUGCCCCACGGCAGUUCCCUCGACCCGACUGGCAGCCAUCCUCCCUCCGACACAGCGAACAGGCCCAGUAUCUCAGCACCUCCAAUGGCGUCCUGAGGCCAGGCGAAGGACGCAGAAGCCCGAAUAAAGCGGAUCAAAUCCUCGGAAGGGAACGGGGCAUGUACGCCGACGGCGAUGUGCAGCUCCAAACUAUUGAUCGCAAGAAAUUCGACCAGUAUAAUUAUGUUUCCGAAGACGAGGAGGACGACUACGAAGUCUCAAGCGACGAACAAGCAGCAGAUGCAAAGAAGGCUACGCAGCCGAAGAUCGUUCCUGUGCCAACGCAGAACUGGAACGAUGUACCAGAGGGCUUUUUACGUCCGGCGCCCAAGGGCAAGAAGAGCGCGAGUCGGGAGCGAAUGGCAUCAUCGAAGAAGAACGCGAACUGGGAAGGAGAUUGGUGA